Molecule: messenger RNA, 1733 nt
Organism: Aspergillus alliaceus
Lineage: Eukaryota; Fungi; Ascomycota; Eurotiomycetes; Eurotiales; Aspergillaceae
Product: diacylglycerol/lipid kinase family protein
Exons: 1
Coding region: 133-1539 (468 amino acids)
Biological process (GO): sphingosine biosynthetic process
Cellular component (GO): intracellular membrane-bounded organelle; membrane; cytoplasm
Source: RefSeq, a predicted model, not a curated record
GUUUACUGUUCCCAUUCGUGCUUUUUACAUCCUAGUCAUUUCAGCACCUGAGUUCUAUCGAACUAGAAAGCGACAGACGCAAGAGCAGAUAUAUCUAUAGAUAGAGAUAGAAUUUCCCAACUAAGUACACAAAUGACAUUGGCCCAAACACCCAUGGCACAAUCAUCAGAUCCAGGCUGUUUCAGCGCUGAUCUAUUCGAAAACUUUAUCCGGUGUCAUAACGAGGAGAAGGAAAUAGCAAUUGCAAUUGAUGACAUAGUCUGCGUUGUUUCCGAAACCAUGGCUCUGUGGGAUGGCUAUAAGUUGUUGUUUCUCCAGAAAACAUUUGGAGAUGUCAGCACGGAGGGUUGCACAUCUUUAGAAAGUAUUCGGCUCAAUUCCUUGCCAACCACAUUGAGUUCUCGAUACCUGUGCACGGAACUCCCUCAUCACCUACACUCUCACCAAAGUGAGGUUCUUAUCGUCGUAUCCACAGCUUCGGGAACUGGGACAGCCAAGACUUUCUACGAGAAUAUCCUACAACCUUUCCUAUCGCAUCUUGGGUUAUGUGAUUGCGAAGUGCAUGAGACACGGUCCUCCCUGACUAUCAUCGAACUAUGCAAGUCGCAGAUUAUACCCCGCGCCGAGGCAGGCACCCAUCAAACCAUCAUCCUCAUCUCAGGAGAUGGAGGAUUAGUUGAUAUCAUUGACACCCUUUACAGUGCCCCGCGGCACUCGAUCACUCGACCCAAUAUUGUGCUGAUACCAGCAGGAACUGGAAAUGCCAUGGCUAGCUCUUUGGGACUCACGUCACAUCCAACAGCCGGGUUAAAAGAGCUGCUACAAGGCAAGCCGCGGCCUUUACCUACCUUCGUCGCCAAGUUCUCUCCAGGUGCGCACUAUGUCACCGAAGAGGGUCGUGCUCGGGUCCCUACGGGUGCCAGCCCCACAACCAGAUAUGAAGCUUUGAGGAUACAUGGUGCGGUUGUUGCAAGCUGGGGCAUACACGCCGCAUUAGUUGCCGAUAGUGACACUUUGGAGUAUCGCAGAUUCGGUGCAAACAGGUUCAAAAUGGCUGCGCAGGAACUUCUCUUCCCUCCGAGCGGUGCCGAGAGUCAUAGAUAUGCCGGUACAAUUAGUCUUACCAGGCGGGAUUGUCAAUCUAACGGCGAGUAUGUAGAGACCAUGGAGUCUAAAGAACACAUGUAUGUACUGGCAACGAUGGUUCAAAGUCUUGAAAGAGGGUUUGUGAUCUCACCUGAGUCUGUUCCACUGGACGGUUGCCUGAGAGUGGUCCACUUCGGCCCAGUACCUUCAGAGAAAGCUAUGCAAUUAAUGGCCUCGGCAUACCAGGGUGGUCAACAUGUACGUGAAGAAGGUGUCUUCUACUCGGAGAUCGAGGGGCUAAAGAUUAACUUUGAAGAGGCGGAUGAGAGAUGGAGACGAGUGUGCAUCGAUGGAAGAGUCGUCGUCGUCGAGACUGAUGGUUGGAUGGAGGUACACAAGGAGCCUGAAUGUCUAUUGAAUAUCGUGACGUCCAUCGGGUCUCAACACUGUUGACAGAAAGUAUUGUCAUCCAUGUUUUGUCGAGUAAUGUAUAUUGUGCUGCUGUCGGGCCUACGGCGGACCACCUUUUCAUGCCGUCCACUUUCCUGCCUUUUCCUCAUGAUACAACUAACGCUUGAAGUAUACAAUUUGGUUCCACGUGAAGCGAAAGUUACCUUAAAUAGAUAGAUAUGGUGCAGGUUACGGGC